Molecule: messenger RNA, 2199 nt
Organism: Nomascus leucogenys (northern white-cheeked gibbon)
Lineage: Eukaryota; Metazoa; Chordata; Mammalia; Primates; Hylobatidae
Gene: SRSF3
Product: serine and arginine rich splicing factor 3
Biological process (GO): mRNA splicing, via spliceosome
Cellular component (GO): nuclear speck
Molecular function (GO): RNA binding
Source: RefSeq, a predicted model, not a curated record
AGGGCGCGCUCCCAGCAACCGCGGCUUUUGCUGCGUUUGUAGCCACUACGUCAGGGCCUCUUCUGCUUCUCAUUGGGGGAGCCCGUCCAAUCACGUGAUUCCAGUAUGGCGUAUAAAUAAAGGCGAGGAGAAGGCCGUGGUCCGCCAUUUCGUGGACGCCGGGUGAGCGAGAACCUUGGUUGGUGUCGGGCCGGAGGAAAGCGGAAGACUCAUCGGAGCGUGUGGAUUUGAGCCGCCGCAUUUUUUAACCCUAGAUCUCGAAAUGCAUCGUGAUUCCUGUCCAUUGGACUGUAAGGUUUAUGUAGGCAAUCUUGGAAACAAUGGCAACAAGACCGAAUUGGAACGGGCUUUUGGCUACUAUGGACCACUCCGAAGUGUGUGGGUUGCUAGAAACCCACCCGGCUUUGCUUUUGUUGAAUUUGAAGAUCCCCGAGAUGCAGCUGAUGCAGUCCGAGAGCUAGAUGGAAGAACACUAUGUGGCUGCCGUGUAAGAGUGGAACUGUCGAAUGGUGAAAAAAGAAGUAGAAAUCGUGGCCCACCUCCCUCUUGGGGUCGUCGCCCUCGAGAUGAUUAUCGUAGGAGGAGUCCUCCACCUCGUCGCAGAUCUCCAAGAAGGAGAAGCUUCUCUCGCAGCCGGAGCAGGUCCCUUUCUAGAGAUAGGAGAAGAGAGAGAUCGCUGUCUCGGGAGAGAAAUCACAAGCCGUCCCGAUCCUUCUCUAGGUCUCGUAGUCGAUCUAGGUCAAAUGAAAGGAAAUAGAAGACAGUUUGCAAGAGAAGUGGUGUACAGGAAAUUACUUCAUUUGACAGGAGUAUGUACAGAAGAAAAUUCAAGUUUUGUUUGAGACUUCAUAAGCUUGGUGCAUUUUUAAGAUGUUUUAGCUGUUCAAAUCUGUUUGUUUCUUGAAACAGUGACACAAAGGUGUAAUUCUCUGUGGUUUGAAAUGGAUCAUACGAGGCAUGUAAUACCAAGAACUGUUACUUUACAAUGUUCCCUUAAGCAAAAUUGAAUUUGCUUUGAACUUUAGUUAUGCACAGACUGAUAAUAAACCUCUAAAUCUGCUCAGCAGAAGUGUGUUUUUUUUUUUUUUAAUACAGAAACAACUGGCAAAAAUUGAACUAAGAUUUACUUUUUUUCCAUAGCUGGGAUAUAGGCUGCAGCUACAGUUGAACAAGCAGUCUUUAAAAACUGCUAUGAAACACAAGCCAUCAGGUAAAAUGAAACGCUGCACUAUUAAAUUAGAGGUUUUUGAAAAAUCCAGCUCACUUCCAUCCAGGGCAGAGGUUGCCUGGUUGGUAUAGAAUGUUAAGUUUCAAGAAAGUUUACCUUUGCUUUAGGUCAUAACUUCCUUAUUUGAUUGCUGUAUAUGAAUACAUGGCUGUUCAUGACAUUCUUUAUGUGCAAAUUUGAGAUUUCAAAAAUGUGCUGCCAGUUUAAGGGUACAUUGUAGAGCCAAACUUUGAGUUACUGUGCAAGAUUUUUUUUCAUGCUGUCAUUUGUAAUAUGUUUUGUGAGAAUCCUUGGGAUUAAAGUUUUGGUUACAAAUUGUUGUUUAACUUGAAAGCCUGUUUUUCCUUGCAAACUCACGUCUGUGAGCUUGGUACCAAGUCCAGGUAUAACAUUCCUAUUGGAAGCCAUACUUAUAUUUUCUUGUAAAGUGCUUUUGAAUUAAUAAAAUCUUAGCAUAAUUGUGUAAUAGUCAGUUGAACCCACUGUUACCAUUGUUCUUAUCCCAUGGGAAGCAGUUGGUUACACGAUUCUUAGAAGAAACAGCUGAGAGCCACUAUGGAUUAGUCUUCUGAAGUGAAGGGAGUAUAGAUGUCACCUAAGUGAUAGUUAACCCAUUUUUUUUUUUUUUUUUAGGCGUAGAAGCCAGUUCAGGGUCCAUGAUAUUUAGUGACUAACAUUUUAAAGUAUAGCAGCAACCUGGUACUUAAACACAAAGUAAGUUGCCCAUUAACAAAUGGCUUUUAUCUUUAGCAUGAAAACUUUCCACAGGUCUAAAAAUUGCUUCCAUUUUAUAAUUUGAGGUGUUGCAUGGGAAUUCUAAGCUGAUCCAUCAUGAUGUAAAGUUCACAAUAUGGUUCAAAUGUAACAGUGCAGAAUUGAAUAUGGAGGCAUGCAUAACCUUCCUCUUAGAAAAUGGGAGGAGUUGUAAUUUCAGAUUUUUGUGCAAUUAGAUUAAAUCAUAAUGCAACAGU